CUUCAGAUCAGUCCACAAGUUAACAGAUCAGAAGAUAAAAAACUCCGCUUUGUGGAAAAGAGAACAACGUGAGAAGGUUGUAUCUGUUUAUUGGGAUAGUGUGUGGAAUGGCCAUUGUCAUUAUCUUUAGCCUGGCUUCAAAACUGAUUGCCAGGAAAUAUUUCAAAAUGAACAUAUGUGUAUGUGUACAUACGGAGUAUGAUCCAACUAAGGAACCUCCCAAGGAAGACGAGGCAGAGGAACAUCCUGAUGAAGUGUACAUGAAUAUUAACAAACCAAAGUCCAUAGCCAAGACAUCUGAAGAUGCCGAGGAGCAACAGGACUCAAACAGCAGCUCAAAUGACCAAGAAGAGAUUUCCUACUCAAACUUAAUGUUCACGAGUCCACCCACCAGAACCUUACCAAUGCAACCAGAGACAGAAUAUGCUGAGAUAGUCAGAUAG
This is a messenger RNA of Staurois parvus, 443 nucleotides long. NCBI's taxonomy places the organism in Eukaryota, Metazoa, Chordata, Amphibia, Anura, Ranidae. The record is from the annotation of a GenBank genome assembly.